Messenger RNA from Haliotis rufescens (red abalone), 4164 nucleotides. RefSeq names its product protocadherin Fat 4-like. Bases 1042 to 3903 code for a protein of 953 amino acids. Gene Ontology annotation, molecular function: calcium ion binding. Gene Ontology annotation, cellular component: plasma membrane. Gene Ontology annotation, biological process: homophilic cell-cell adhesion. The transcript is spliced from 11 exons. The record is from RefSeq and is a predicted model, not a curated record. Lineage: Eukaryota; Metazoa; Mollusca; Gastropoda; Lepetellida; Haliotidae.
UUUGCCAACUCUCAGUACAAGUAUGGGAUGUUGUGAACCGUCAUGAGAUUCUUAAUGGAGUAUCAACGUCCAAGGGCUCUUGAAAAAGAAACUAAAUACAUGCAUGUUAUUAGUUAUUGAAUUAUUAACGCAGAUACAUAUGGCAUUGUAAAGUGUAUUUAGCCUUUGUGUGCCUUAACACAUUAUGAAAUAUUUGCAUUAAGAACGAAACAUGGAUAAUAAGAAAUUAUCAUUCGUACCAUGAGUUUAAUAUUUUUAUAUUUUUAUUGUAAACAACAUUCCAUUGGAUUUUCAAACAUUUUAUAUAGAUGUGACGUUUGUUUCAGAUUUAACGUCAUACUAACACGGAGUGAUGUAGUAUGUAUUCUUUAUAUUGGCGGAACUUCACUACUCUGGAUGCUACAGUUUUGAAACAAAUUUCGUCAUCACGAUUUGCUUAUUACUGAAACGCACGUAAUGUCCGCAUUUCGGAGUAAGAAAGUCCGGGAUAAUGAGGUUCCACUAUUCAUGCAUGUGAAUAAUAACACAAUCAAAUGCGUAGAGUUACCUUAAUACGAUGUCGUGUCGAAACUUCGUAUUGUCUGAUACUUAGCAAUGUGUUUUUACAUUGUGUUUGAUGUUUGUGAUUGUUUGUUAUGAUCAAAUAGUAAAAGAUUAGCAUCUCAUGAUUUUUUCCAAGAACAAUCUUAAAUGACAGACAUUGAUUCAAAUACGAAAAAUCCAUUAAAUUUCUUGCACGUGAAAUAAUAGGUAAAUGAAGUAUUCAUAACUUGAUUAACAUUUGAUACAAGUGAAAUACAAGAUAUUGAAUAAGCAACACGUCUCUUAACAGUUGACAUUUUUAUUUUUUCACAGAGUGUUUAAAUACUUCAUAUGGUCAUUUGCAUUAUUUACGACCGUAUCAGAGUUUCCCUCAUUUGACUCAUAAACAAAUUUUAAUCAUGUAUCGAUAUUCCUUAGGUUCUGCCGAAAAAUGAAUUUGACCCACAGUGGAAGUCCCCGGCCCCUGAACAAGAUGGAUCCUUCCCCAACAUUACCAUAAUGGACUCGACACCUAAAGGCACUGUAAUAGCUGCUUACAUAGCAACUGACGACGAUUUGGGGAUGGAUGGGACUUUGUCAUAUUCAUUGGAUUCAGUGACAUCAGACACUGGAGCCAACGUGACGGAUGUAAUGACGUUAGAUAAAACGUCAGGGAUACUGAAACUCAUAAAGAGCAUGAAGAACGCGGCUUCCGAACACUACAAUCUGAAGUUCACAGCAGCCGACAGUGGGAGUCCGCCAAGGAGUGUGUCUGGCACCACUAGGAUUAAGAUUCACAAGGUCCUACCUCAGAUGAAAAUGAAUCAGUCUUCCUUUGAGGCAGAGGUAUCAGAGGGCAAGGACAUCGGAGCGGUCGUGUUCACGAUGCCAGAUCAAGGACCGGGGAACAUGACCUACGAGGUCAUUGAAAAAUGGGCCAGUGUGUUCAAAGCUGAAGGAUCUAAUAUCAAGCUGAUCAAGAAGUUGGAUUAUGAGGAAAAUGAAUACCACAUGGUUAAAGUGAGAGGCAGUACCGGACAGAGAGAAAGUACCCUUUCCCUGUUGGUGACGGUGACGAACGUGUACGACGAGAAGCCAGCGCUGAAAGUGACGCCUUCAGCAUCCCUGGCCGAGGAGAGACAGAUCGGCAGCGUGGUCGGGGGUCUGUUCUCGGCCACUGACAAGGAUAAGGACGACACACUCAAGUUUGGGCUGGAGGGAGAUGACAACAAGUAUUUCAACAUCGAUGAGGCAAGCGGGAAGGUUACAUUGAAACAAAGAAUCGAUUUUGAUGGUGCCAGUGGAAUAAAAGUGAUCAACAAAUUGACUGUGACCGUCACAGACAAGGGAACAAACAAGCUUAAUGAGUCGUUGACGAUCACAAUCAACGAUAUCAAUGACAACAUUCCGACUUUUGAAGAUAUCAUAUUCCGCUUCAAUGUCACAGAAAAUGGAACUCAGACACUGGAACUUGCAAACUUUACCAUAAGUGACGCUGACAGUGGCAACAGCGGGCAGGUGAACGUGACUCUCUCAAACACUGGAGGUGCAGAGGCGGGUGUGUUUACCGUGCAGGGAACGUCCCUAAUGGUGGAUGCAUCCAAGGUCGACUACGAACAGCUGGAGGCACAGGACUUUGCUUACACCCUGACGGUGGAGGCAGCUGACAUGCCGGAUACAGGGAGGGUAAACACAGGGAAAGCCACUGUUGUGGUCGAGGUGCUUCCUGUUAAUGAGUUUGAGCCGGAGUGGACAACCCCAAAACUGCAGGCAAACUCUUCCAAUUUUCCGAACAAGAGCAUAGCGGAGGAUGUCCCUGUUGGAACCGUAGUGGAAACAUUCCAAGCCAAGGAUGAUGACAAAGACAAAGAUGGUUCUGUCGCCUACAGAAUUGUAUCCGUGAAAUCAGAUACGGGUGAAAAUGCGAGCAGCCUAUUUUUCAUGGACUUCUCUUCUGGUAAACUGACAACAUCAUCUCGACUUGAUUAUGAUCAUGAGACUGGUGGCUCCAACUUCUAUGACAUUGUUGUGCAAGCCACUGACACCGGAAAUAGCGCAAAGAGCGUGGAUGGACAAAUAAAAGUCAUUUUAAGCGAUCUCAACGACAACUCUCCACAUUUUAACAAAUCCAUGUAUCAAGUUGAUGUAGCUUGUGACGUCGCUGCUGGAACGCCUAUAACGACAUUUGGUACAACUGACAGUGACGCUUCUCAGACAUUGACGUACUCCAUUGUGAAAGGCAGCAAGUCUUAUUUCAGUGUGGAUAACACAAACGGGACAUUAAAUCUUCAGAAGAAGCCUGAUAAGAAGGGAGACCGGUUCCAGGUUGUUACCGUUGCAGCCUCAGAUAGCGGCAUUCCUGUACUAAAAACUGAAGCUCAUAUUGUUGUGAAAUUCAGCGUCUGCAACAAUAAUUCUAGUGGUAGUGUUGGAGGAGGUAAUGGAACACGUGGAUCUGGUGCAGGAGGAGCUGGCGGUGCUGGUGCUGGCGGUGCUGGUGUUGGUGGUAAAGGUGGCGCUGGGGCUGGUGGUGCUGGAGCCGGUGGUGUCGGCGGCGGUAAUGGGACAGGUGGUACUGGGCCUGGUGCAGCUGGUGGUGUCGGUGGUGCUGGAGCAGGUGGUGUCGGCGGCGGUAAUGGGACAGGUGGCACCGGACCAGGUGGAGCUGGUGGUGCAGGUGGCACCGGGGCAGGUGGUGGAGCUGGCGGUGCUGGAGCCGGAGCCAGUGGUGUCGGUGGGACAGGUGGUGCUGGGGCAGGUGGAACUGGAGCCGGAGCCGAUGGUAUCGGUGGUGCAGGAGGCACCGGGGCUGGUGGUGCAGGUGGAGCUGGAGCCGGAGCCGGAGCCGGAGCCGGUGGGGCAGGUGGUGCUGGAGCCGGUGGUGUCGGUGGUGCAGGAGGCACCGGGGCUGGUGGUGCAGGUGGAGCCGGAGCCGGAGCCGGUGGGGCAGGUGGUGCUGGAGCCGGUGGUGCAGGUGGCGCCGGGGGUGGUGGUGGUGGAGCCGGUGGCGAUGGUAGAGGAGGAGGAAGUGGCAGUGGUGGAAACGGCGGGUCAGGUGGCCGGGCUGGUUCUGGAAAAGGACGAUCUGGUGGCGAGGGAUGUGCAACAGUAGAUAUAUCGGAGAUCGAGAACUGGGCUUUGAGAGGAGCGUGUGGUCUACUAUCAAUAGGAGUGGUGGGGUCGCUACUGGCAGUAUACAAAAUGAAGAAAAACAGGAACAAGUCGCUUGUGACUCCAGAGGGUUCCUUCUAUGACUCAGACUCGCAGGAUGAGCAUCCUGAUCUAGUUGUGUCCAAAAUGCCUCGAGGCCUAGCACCAGUGGACACCCAGAACAAAGGACUUGCUUCAUACCUUUCUUUAGAAUCUUUGACACUUGAUUGAUACUCUCAAGCUGCAGUUGGAAUGAUUUUAUCUUGUGAACUGUACUCCAUUGUCAGUAUUGUUGUAUGACUUGUACGCUAUGCUAAGUGUAUGUACUUCCUGGACCUGGGUAUCUAUCCAGACGUAUGGUGCUUAUUUCCAUUGACGACAGUCAGAAUUGACAAUAAUGCAAACGUUUACGUUGUUUGUACAUACCAUGUUUGAUUUGUACUUAUUGGUGUAUCUUAGUAUUAACAUUCCUUAGAUUAUAAUAAAAUAUUU